Molecule: messenger RNA, 1701 nt
Organism: Phanerochaete carnosa HHB-10118-sp
Lineage: Eukaryota; Fungi; Basidiomycota; Agaricomycetes; Polyporales; Phanerochaetaceae
Exons: 3
Coding region: 1-1701 (566 amino acids)
Biological process (GO): proteasome-mediated ubiquitin-dependent protein catabolic process
Cellular component (GO): nucleus
Molecular function (GO): protein-macromolecule adaptor activity; protein binding
Source: RefSeq, a predicted model, not a curated record
AUGAUGCUGCCCUCAUCGCCGCCUUCGCCAUCCAGGCCUGUGCUUAUCAACCGGACCAAUGCAGAUGCCCAAGGAGACCGAGAGCAGUGUCGAAACGCUCCGUUGGCCUUGCCACAAGAUCGCAAACGGGCACCCGCUGCAGACGACUGUUCACAGAGCUCGAGAAAACGCGUCAAAUUGGACAUCAAUGAGGAAAGCGACGCUGUCAGUCCUCAGGGCGCGUGCUCGAGCGAAGUCAGUCUGACUGUGCCCGCACGUCGCGCACAUUGGGGCGCGAAUGUAUGCGGAUUGCGGAGCGCAGCGAUGAGGAUGGGUACGGGAUCGCUCGCUCGGUUGUCUUACCUUCCGACGCGUUCACUACUCCAGUCGUUCGUCUCGUCGGACAAAAGCGAUGUAUUCAAAUGCCACUCUGCGUGGGACACUCUACGCGUCAACCUGCCGUAUGCAUGUGCAUAUUCGCACGCCGCAAAGGACGGGAGAGAUGCUUUGCUAGCUGUAUCGACAGAGCAGGGCGCCGUAGACAUCUUGAACACGACCAAACGGCAAGAGUGGGACGUUGGUGAGUGCGACGCGGUGAUUGCCAGCAUUUGCUCAUCCUCAACAUGGAACGUCCUUCUUACAGAGCCACAACGAUCCACAUUCCAUCCCCAUAGCAACGCCAUCUUCGACUUUCAGUGGUCCCGCUCAGACGAGCUGCUAGCCACCGCAGCAGCCGACAAGACCGUUGCCGUGUCAAAACUGACGCCUCACGGCGGGCAGGUCGUGCGCUCGCUUCAGCACCACUCGAGUACUGUCAAGUGUCUGUCGUGGGAUCCAAGUCGGGAUGGCGACAUCCUGUGCUCAGGUAGCCGAGACGGAACGAUAUACGUCUGGGACUUGCGGGAGGCCGACAGGGCGAAGCCCUGUAUGCAGGUGUCGAAGGCACACGAUACAGGCAAGCCGGCAGGACGAAAGGGCAAGCUAUGCGGGCCACCUGCGAGAGGCGUGACCAGUUUGCUGUUCUCGGGUGUGCACGAGUACGGGCUAAUCAGUGGCGGGUCGUAUGAUGGUAUCUUGCGUCAGUGGGAUCUGCGUUACAUUGACAGCAAGAGACGGACAAAAGAUCCGAGUAAGACCACUACCGCCAAGUGCACGUAUAUUUCCUCGGAGGAUCCGACGACCUACAAUGGCACGCGCCGUGCGCGUGGCAUAACCAGCAUUACUCCCGGCUCAGGACCAUCUCGCGGCCUGCUCUUCGCACUGGCCAACGACUCGAGAGUGCACACCUACGACCUUGGCUCGCUAGAGCCACUCUCGGGGCACACGAGCGACGCUAACACGGACAUUUGGUCGUACGGCCACGAAAGCAUGCGCACGAACUCGUUUUACGUCCGUGCCGCAGUCUCGCCGUGCGGACGCUGGCUCGCGAGCGGCGCUGCAGAGAAGGGGAGCGUCUUCCUGUUUGACGUGUCCUGCAGUGAGCGGGAGAGGAUGACGGCCGCACGGUCCGGCGAUCCAAGUGUGAGCGCAAGGUUGAGAGGAGUGGAGCUGCGAGGACAGAAAGGAGAGGUCGGGGCCGUGGAUUGGGCGCAAGGGAUGCUCGCGACGUGCGCUGACGACGGGACGGUACGCAUCUGGCGACCAGACCCCGAGAUCUCGGGGCGUUGCGAAGAUGAGCCCGAGGAGAUGCGAUGGAAUUGGAGUUGGGCUGUUGGGCGAUGA